AUGGAAAAUAUGGGUGAAAAUGGAGCAAAUGGGAGUGAUGAUAUCCAAGAGGAUAACUAUGAGGAACAAUUCAACAAUGGUGGUUUUGAUAACAUUGAGAAUAGAGUUGAAGCAAUGGAACAUUCUAUGGAGCCCUUACCAGCAGCUUCUAGGGAUGAAAUUGAGGUUGAUGAUAACCAGCUAGGGUUAAAUCAUCCUCCUGAAAUGAAUCCAGAGGAGGAUAACGAUGAUAUUUCGCAAAGUAAUGAAGAUGUUGGUUCCCCAUCAUUGUAUAAUCCUCAAUCUCCAACAAAUUCACCAGGUUCAGAAUCAUCCACAAAUGUUAGAACAGAUCAUGUGCAGCGAGCAAGCGAUCUUCUCAUGGCAGUCUCGGUUGGUGCUGAACUAAACAAGAACAAAAUCAUUGAGCAAGCUAUGGAAGCUAUGGAAGAGCUAAUCCAAAUGGCCUCAAAGGGCGAACCUCUAUGGCAACGCAAAGGAAAUAGCACAAUCGAGACUCUAAAUGGGCUUCAAUACUUGAGGGGAUUUGUAAGUUUUGAUCCAACAAUGGAGGAGAUAAUAAGAAUGGUUGAAAUUGGUGAACCUCAAUGCUUUCCAAGCUUUGAUUUCAACAACGAGUUCCCUCAAGAUAUGCAAACAUCCUCUUCAAAACUUGAAUUCGAACCAUUGCAUAUCGAAGCUUCGCGAGAGAUUGGAUUUGUUAAUAUGAAUCCUAUCGACAUUGUUGAAUUGCUCAUGGAUUCGAAGCAAUGGUCGACAAUAUUUUCCAAUAUUGUCUCGACAACCACACUUCUAGGAGUUAUAUUAGAUGGUACUGACGGAAGCUAUAACGGAAUGCUUCAAGUGAUGACAGCAGAAUUUCAUCAGGCUACACCACUAAUUCCUGCUCGACAAAGCUAUUUUGCAAGGUAUUGUAGAAAGCUAAAUUAUGGAACAUGGGGAGUUGUUGAUGUGUCCUUGGAAAAUUUAUUCCCUUAUCCGCAAGUACAGUUCCGAAGAAGGCCAUCAGGAUGUUUAAUCCAAGAAAUGCCAAAUGGAAGCUCUAAGGUUACAUGGGUGGAACAUGUAGAAGUCGAUAAUAGAUCACUUCAUCCUAUUUUUCUUCCAAUUGUUAGCUCAGGUUUUGCAUUUAGUGCGAAGCGAUGGAUUGCAAUGAUCAAUAGACAUUGCCAAUGGCUUGCAACUUCAAUGGCAACAAGUACUCCAACGGAUGCUGGUGUGUUAAUACCACAAUCAGGAAGGGAGAGUCUGCUGAAGUUGGCUGAGAGGAUGACAAGAAAUUUUUUCAUGAACAUUAGUUCUUGUACACAGAAUAUAUGGAUGCAACUACCUAAAAAUAUUGGUGGUGAAGAUAUUAGGUUCAGGUUUGGAAAUACCUUAGCUGUUCCAAGAAAGCCUCCUAGCAGCACAAUAAUCUUUACAACUUCACUUCGGCUCCCAAUACCGACAAAGAUUCUAUUUGAUUUUCUUCGUCAUGAACAUUCAAGAAACAAGUGGGAUUUACUUUCAAAUGAACGAUUCGUCCGAGAACUUGCAUAUGUCAUAAAUGGUGAAAAUCCUGAAAAUCGUGUUUCUGUUAUGCAAGUAAAUUCUUCUCCAAACAAAAUUGAGAUAUUGUACUUACAAGAAAGUUUCACAGACGAGACAGGCUCAUAUGUGAUAUAUGCACCAAUUGAUAUCUUUGCCAUGUCCAUGAUCUUGAAUGGUGGAAAUCCCAAAUUUGCAGCCGUUUUGCCAUCAGGGUUUGCCAUUCUACCUGAUAAGCCACCGGGGCAAGGAGAGGAACCUGUUGGAAGUAUCUUAACAAUAGCAUUUCACACAGCUGACAGGUCAUCGACAGAGGAAUAUAUACCUCCCGCGACGCUUAGAACCAUUGAUGCUGUCUUAACAACAACAGCUGCUUCAAUCAAGGAUGCUAUUAUAGCUGAUUGGUCUGAAAUGCAAUUUGUCAAAACUUGA
This is a messenger RNA of Durio zibethinus, 1959 nucleotides long. RefSeq names its product homeobox-leucine zipper protein PROTODERMAL FACTOR 2-like. The record is from RefSeq and is a predicted model, not a curated record. NCBI's taxonomy places the organism in Eukaryota, Viridiplantae, Streptophyta, Magnoliopsida, Malvales, Malvaceae. Gene Ontology annotation, molecular function: lipid binding.